Pseudophryne corroboree (corroboree frog) is the source of this 6964-nucleotide messenger RNA. RefSeq names its product collagen alpha-6(VI) chain-like. Lineage: Eukaryota; Metazoa; Chordata; Amphibia; Anura; Myobatrachidae. The record is from RefSeq and is a predicted model, not a curated record. The transcript is spliced from 37 exons. The coding region runs from base 36 to 6698 and encodes 2220 amino acids.
GCCUUUGAAAUCCUUCACUAACUACCUCUCACAAAAUGAAAUGUGUGCUUGGUAUACUUUUGAUGGUUAGUUGGCUGGAACUAUCAUCAACCCAGAAAACUGAAAUCCCUGAGUAUGGAGAUCUGGUAUUUCUGGUGGACAGUUCAGACAAUAUGGAAGAAAAAGGCUUCAACCAAGUGAAAGGUUUCUUAUCAAGAACAAUUAUGUCCUUGCAAAUAGAUGUUGAUAAAUAUCGCAUUGGUUUAGGACAAAUCAGUGAUGAUCUAAAAGUAAAUUUCUUGUUACCUGCCUAUAAAGCAAAAGGCCCAAUACUGAAUUAUAUAAAAAAUAGGUUUACAUACCAGGGUGGGUCUUUAAUGAUUGGGAAUGCCCUCACAAAGGCCCAGGAAACUUUUUUUGAUGAAAAAACUGAAAGAGACAAAACAAAGUAUCCCCAGGUUCUUAUUGUGAUCACCUCUGGGCCUUCUCUUGAUGAUGUACAGUCAUCUGCUGCUGCACUUAAACAGAAUAGUGUCAGGAUUAUAACAACAGGAAUAAAGACUGCUCCAAUAGAUCAGCUUCAAGCCAUGGCAUCAUCACACAGUUUUGCCUUCAAGAAAGACAGCAUGCGAGAUCUAAGUUCAUUUUCAAUGGAAAUGGCUGGAAUAAUUAAAGAUGUUAUCCAAAAUCAGUAUUAUGUGCCAACUACACAAGAAACUAUAAUAACCACAACAGUUCCAAGAACCACUGAUGUCGUUAAUGUUCGUAGGUCAACAGACUCCAUAAAAGCUACUGUAACAGUUCCGUCAACCAACGAUGCUGUUAAUAUUAACAAAACAGCAGUUUGUGAAGGAGCUCUGGCAGCAGAUGUGGUAUUGAUGGUGGACACAUCCGAACAUUCCACCUCAGAUAACACAGACUUAAACAAAUUCUUAAUGGAAGUUGUAGCUGGUCUAGAAAUCACUCAUUACUGUGUCCAUGUUGGGCUAGUGGUCUACAACAGCAAAGCAAGAUUAAUAGCUUCCCUGGAAACUGGAGUCAACAAAUCUCUUGUGGAGAAACUUGUAGGAGAGAUUAAAGCAUCAAAAGGAAAAAUUUCCAAUAUUGGCGGUGCCCUGAAUUUCACACGAAGUGAGGUGUUUGGUGAUGUUCUGGCAAAUAGAAAGAGCCAAGGAAUACAGCAAAUAGCAAUACUGGUCACUCACAGGUCUUCUGCUGACAGUGUUGCAGAGGCUGCCCAUCUACUGCGAAGACAGAAAGUCAGAGUCAUGACAGUGGGGAUUGCACAAGCUAACCAGACACAAAUGGACACAAUUGCAUCAUACCCAGUUCAACUUUAUCAGGUCAAGGUUAAGACAUUUUCUGAUCUUUCUAAACAAGCAGACAUUUUACGUAAGAAACUUCAGAAUGCAAUUGAGCAGAUCAGUCUUGGUAUUCCACAAGAAACAGAGCUGAUUAGAACAGGUUGUCUGAACACAGAAGUAGCUGACAUCUACUUGCUCAUUGAUGGUUCGGGAAGUAUUAGUUCCACAGAUUUCAAGAACAUAAAAACAUUUUUGGUGGAGCUGGCAAACAUGUUUGAAAUAGGUCCACAGAAUGUUCGAGUUGCGGCUGUACAGUAUGCAGGAAAUGCUAAAUCGGAGUUUAAUAUCAGUAACGGAUACAACAAAAACAACCUACAACAGGCCAUACAGAAUAUCAGGCAGAUGAAUGAUUCGACUUCUACAGGAGCAGCCCUAAAUUUCACCCGUAAAAUAAUAAUAGACCCCAACAAUGUCAGACCAGGGAAUGUGCCUGUUUAUUUGAUUGUUCUUACAGAUGGAAAAUCAGAUGACAGUGUGAAGGAAGCUGCCAAGAUCCUCAGAAGAGACCAAGUAAACAUCUACGCAAUUGGAGUUAAAGAUGCUAACAUGACAGAGUUGGAGGAAAUGACUGGUGAUCGUGAAAGGGUUCAUUUUGUGACAGAAUUUGAUUCUUUGAACGACAUAAAAAAUGUGAUUGCCCGACAAAUCUGCUCUACUGAAGCAUGCCAACAGGCAAAAGUGGAUGUUAUGUUCCUGGUGGACAGUUCUGGAAGUAUAAGACAAGAGUACUUUGAAGACAUGAAGACAUUUAUGAAACACCUGGUGAACAAAACAGAUGUUGGAGAGAAUAAGCUCCAGUUUGGUGUUGUGCAGUUCAGUGACCGAAACAUGGAGGUGUUACAGCUAAAUGGAAAUCAAAUUGCUAUCUGGGAUGCUAUAGACAACAUGAGUCACAUGGCAGAGACCACGUACACUGGUAGUGCCUUAACGUUUGUAUAUGAUUACUUCUCACCAAACAAAGGUGCUAGACCAACGGCGAAAAAAGUCCUUAUAGUAAUAACAGAUGGAAAAGCGCAUGAUGAUGUAAAACAACCAGCUGAAAAUCUGAGGGACAAUGGUGUGGUCAUUAUUUCUGUGGGGAUUUUUAAUGCAAAUAAAUCACAACUAAGCGAAAUAAGUGGGAAGAAUGGAAAGGUGCAUUAUCUGGAGACUUUUGACAAUUUAAAGACUAUAGAAGAUGACUUGGUUUUUGCAGUCUGCAAUCUUCAAGAAGAAUGCUCAAGAUUAGAAUUGGCGGAUAUUGUUUUUGUGAUUGACUCAUCUGGCAGUAUAAACACUGAUCAGUAUAAAAUAAUGAAAGAUUUUAUGAUAUCGUUGGUGAAUAAAUCAAAUGUUGGACCAAAUAAAGUUCAGUUUGGAGCUCUAAAAUACUCAGAUGACCCUACAGGGCUGUUCGACCUCAACCAGUAUAGCAGUAAAAUGGAGAUUGUUAAAGCAAUUGAAAAUGAUGUAUCAAUAGGAGGAAACACAUAUACUGCAGAGGCCCUGGCAUUUUCAAAGAGAUUUUUUGAAGAAAGACAUGGCAGUCGUAAGCAUUCGGGAGUCCCUCAGAUUGUGAUCAUUAUAACUGAUGGUGAAUCUCAUGAUCGUGAUAGACUCAAUGAGACCUCAAAAUCACUACAAGAGAAUGGUAUUACCUUAUACGCAAUUGGUGUUGCUGAGGCAAAGACUGAAGAACUGCAGAUAAUGGCAGGAUCCAAGGGCAAAUGGUACUUUGUGAAGGAGUUUGGUGGAUUAAAUGACAUUUUGACAAAUAUAUCACAGGCUGCAUGCAACAGAACAGAAUGUACAGCAGAAGAGAUGGACUUAAUUUUUCUGAUUGAUGGUUCCAAUAGCAUUAGCCCGACAAACUUUGAAGAAAUAAAAAAUUUCAUGGUAUCUGUCAUUGAUGAUUUUGAUAUUGGCCCUAACAAAGUUCACGUGGGCGUUGCUCAGUAUAGUGAUAUUUACAAACCAGAGUUCCAGUUAAAGACAUAUCUGGAUAAGGGGAGUAUAAAAUCCGAGAUUGGAAAAAUCACACAGGUAUCUGGAUCCACAUUAAUUGGCAAGGCACUUACUCUAACUGACUCUGACUUCUUCAACCCAUCAGCUAAUAGUCGUAUUAAUGAGGGUGUCCAUCAGAUGUUGCUGGUGAUAACAGAUGGAGACUCAUAUGAUGAAGUUGCAAAGCCAGCAGAGGCUCUCAGAAACAAAGGCAUUAAUGUAUAUGCUGUGGGAGUGGGAAACGUGUCUGAGACUCAACUUCUUCAGAUUGCGGGGUCAGCAAAGUCAAGAUUUUCUGUUGACAAAUUUAGCGAAUUAAAAACCAUCAAAUCGAGAAUUGUCAGGGAAGCCUGUACACCAGAAAUUGCUAACAAUUGUUCAAUUGAUGUCGUAGUGGCUUUUGACAUUUCAACCAACACCAAUGGUGGCAAAUUAUUCCAUGGUCAACAUCAUCUUGAAGUCCAAAUCGCAGACAUCUUAAACAGUAUUCUGAAUGUCAGAAGUGCAAGCUGCAACCAUGGUUUAAAGCCACAAAUAAGCAUAGCCUUCCACAUGCCAAAUGCAAAGACACAUAUUGCUUCUCAUUUCCAAGUCUACAGCCCGAAUAUAGCUCAGCACCUCGUAGAAAGUUAUGUCUCAGGUCCUUCUUAUCUCACAUCAUCCGUUCUUCAUUCUCUGUGGGAUAAAUUUCACAAUAAAAAUACAGAAAAAGCAAAAAUGCUGCUUAUCUUUACUGAUGGCCUAGAUGAAAAUGUGGAAAACCUUAAGCAGAAAGCAGGAGAUCUUCGAAGUCAAGGGUUAGAUGCUUUAGUUACUGUUGCAUUGGAAGGAACAAAACACUAUGCUGACAUCAAAUAUAUAGAAUUUGGCAGAGGCAUGGAAUACAAUGAUCAGAUGAAUAUUGGGAUGCCAGAUAUUGGAGUUAGACUGGCUAAACAAAUGUCCCGUGUUGCUGAGAAGAAAUGUUGCUGUGUGUUCUGUACAUGCCUUGGAAUAAGCGGAAUACCUGGAACAUAUGGAACACAAGGAAACAAGGGAUUGACGGGAAGAAAAGGAAGGAAAGGACAUGACGGAGAACGGGGUGAGGAGGGUGACGGUGGAAUGCGUGGUGCGAAAGGUGAGGCUGGUCACAAAGGAUGUCAAGGAAUCAAAGGCUUUAAGGGGAACAGAGGAGUUACUGGAGAUAUGAAUGAAAACGGGGAGCCUGGUCUUGAUGGAUUUCUGGGAGAGCAGGGAAAUUCUGGAUUACCGGGAAGAACAGGAGAGAAGGGAGAAGGAGGAGAAGCAGGCAGUCCUGGAUUAAGGGGACCUCCUGGAGAUCGAGGAAAUAAAGGUCACAAAGGCAACACAGGAGAGCCUGGAACUCAUAGUACUGUUGCUGGGCCCAAAGGUUUCAAAGGAGAUCCUGGGACUGAGGGCAACCCUGGAGAAGAAGGAACUCCAGGAGAACCUGGUGAAAUAGGAAUUGGAAGACUUCCUGGCAGAAGAGGCUCACCCGGACCAGUGGGUCUGAAAGGUGAUCCUGGUGAGCCCGGCCCUCAGGGAGAUCAUGGCUUGAACGGGCCUCAGGGAGAUGAAGGAAUCAUAGGUAUUAAAGGAGAAAAGGGAAGAAAUGGACCAAAUGGCAUUCCGGGUUCUUUUGGUGUUAUUGGCAGCAAAGGGAAUCCUGGAAACCCUGGAGCUAAAGGCAAAAAGGGAGAACUUGGAGAUCCUGAAGAGAAAGGAAAUCCAGGGCGACUGGGACCAAGAGGACUUGUGGGGGACGAUGGAAAGCAUGGCUUUGGGGCACCUGGCAAAAAAGGAACUAAGGGGCAACUAGGAUUCCCAGGACACAGCGGCAAUAAGGGAGUGCACGGAGAUCCUGGUGUAGUAGGAGAUCGUGGACCAAAUGGUUUUCCUGGAGGAAGUAAAUCCGGAGAUAACGGUGGUAUUGGAGAACGAGGACUACCAGGACCUCCUGGUCGGAGGGGAAGAAAAGGAGUUAAUGGUCAAGCUACACAGUCCCCAUGUGAACUUAUUGACGUGAUCCGAAAGACAUGUCUUUCAGAAAAACCUGCCUGUCCUGUGUAUCCAACAGACCUAGUGUUUGCGCUAGAUACGGCUAGUGACGUGACACAAGGAGCCUACUCAAAGAUGAAAGACAUUGUCACGUUUAUUUUACAAAGCAUUACAAUAAGGCAAAGCAACUGCCCUGUUGGGGCAAGAGUUGCUGUAGUCUCCUACAAUGCAAAUACCAAGUACCUGCUGCGGUUUUCUGAAUUUCACAGUAAGGACAAACUGCUGAAGGCCGUAAAGAGCAUACCGCUAGUGAGGUCCAGUACAAGUCGUGAUAUUGGGAGCUGCAUGAAGUUUGUAGCCAGGAAUAUCUUCAAGAGAUCUCUCCAAGGAGCCACUGUAAAAAGAAUUGCAGUAUUUUUCAGCAAUGGUCUAUCCAAUGAUACUGUUUCUAUCAACACAGCAGUAAUGGAAUACAGCGCUCUUGGGAUUAUACCAGCAGUUAUUGCAUUCACUCCUGCACCUGCAAUCAAACGGGCCUUUUCAACGGACGAGACGGGGACAUUUCAGUUGAUAGACAUUCCUGCAAAUGCGGAUUUUAAAGCAUUUGUAAAUACACUGAAGACCUGCACUCUGUGUUAUGAUAGAUGUAAACCAGACACACUGUGCGUGCAACGCGGCCCUUCCAUACAGAAGUCACCUGUGGAUAUAGGUUUCCUUCUGGACAGCUCAUACAAUGUAAAACAUGAUGAAUUUGAGGCAGCAAAAGGCUUCAUUAGUGCACUGAUUGACCGGCUUGAUAUUUCAAGCACAGGUGACCGAGUCGCUCUAGUAAGUAACACGGCCCCUGGCUUUAGUGAGGUGAGCAAAGUAAACCCUCAGCUUGAAUUUGAUCUAUCAACGUAUAGCAAUAACAAGGCGAUGAAGAAGCACCUCCAGGAAAGUACCCAUCAUCUGCAAGGUCCCCCUGCCCUUGGCUACACAUUGAAAUGGACACUUGAUAACAUUAUGUCCAAGGCAACAAACCUGAGAAAACACAAGGCUCUCAUCAUAAUAUCAUAUGGAGAGACAAGUUACUGGGAUAAAUCUGCUCUCAUUGAAGCAUCAUUGAACGCCAGGUGCCAAGGCUAUGCUUUGUUUGUGCUUUCCAUAGGUGAGACAUAUAAUAAUAUUGAACUGAUGGACCUUUCAAGCACUCCCAUUGACCAUCACCUACUUCAGCUUGGUAGAAUUCACAAACCAGAUUUUGAAUAUGCUCUUGGAUUUCUGCAGUCUUUUUUAAAUUCUAUAAGAAGAUCUAUAAACAAGUAUCCACCCCCAGAACUCAAAUCAAAAUGUUCUAAGCUGGAAAGUGGCAGAAGGAACAUAGAAACGUAACAGUUGAAGUAGAUGAUUGGCUUGCAGUCCUGAGACCACAAAAUCCUGAGACCUCACCUAUCUUUUCUUGCUGAUUAUUAAACGACUCAACAUAAUCUAGGAUUAUUCAUCCAAUUUCUAAUUGUCAACUGAUUUGAAACUAAUCCUGGCACGCAGGCUGAUGCCAAAGUGAUUAGUGCUAUAGGACAUUGAAAAUUAAAGUUUACCAAAUUUAAUGGAUUCAACAUGUUCUAUGAUGUAAAAAAUGUAAUAAAGAGUAGAGCUGC